CCGGAUGUUUAAUAAACGCCCGGCCGCCGGGAAUGUUCUCAUCCGGGUGCCGCUUGAAGAAGGCCAGUAUAUAAAUUGGCAUGAAACGUCUAUGAUCUUUUAACAGCCGCCAAUCCCCCUUUCUCCCUUCUUACUGUGACGGGAGUAAAAUCUAUAUCUUUGAACACCAAAACCAAAACCCUAGCACGCCUUAGAAUGCAACCCCAGUUCCAUAACAUCGUCAACGACGAGCUGCGAGGCAGCAAGGAGACGCACCGGGUAGUCGACCCGCGGACGGAAGAGGAGCUGUGGGAAUGCCCAGUCGCGACGGCCGAGGACUUUGAAGAUGCCGUCGCGGCGGCCCAGCGAGCCUUCACGAGCUGGUCUCAGACGACGGUCCCCGAGCGGCAGGCGCUCCUCGUCAAGCUAGCCGACGUACUCCGCGACAACGCCGACGAUCUCGCCGGCAUCCUCAUGAAGGAAACCGGCAAAUCCAAGAUCCUCGCCGACAUCGACGUGCAGGCCAGCGUGGCGCAGUGCCUAUACUACUCCGAAAACGCACUCUCAGACGAAGUCCAGCACGAGGACGCGCACUCGCGCGUCGUGGCGACGCACAUCCCGCUCGGCACGGUGGCGGCCAUCUGCCCGUGGAACUUCCCGCUGAUCCUGUCCAACAUCAAGGUGGUGUCGUCGCUGGUGACGGGCAACUGCGUCAUCGUCAAGCCGUCGCCUAGCACGCCCUACGCCGUCAUGCGCUGGGCCGAGCUCAGCCGCGGCGUGCUCCCCCCCGGCGUCUUCCAGGUCCUCAACGGCGGCGCCGACCUCGGCGCCGCCAUGACCGCCCACCCGGGCAUCGCCAAGAUUAGCUUUACUGGGACUAUUGCCGUCGGCAAGAAGGUCAUGGCCGCUUGCGCCAAGACCUUGAAGAAGGUUACUCUCGAGCUGGCGGGCAAUGAUGCCUGCGUCGUGUGCGACGAUGCGGACCUGGAUGUCGCCGUGCCGGCUGUGGCUAGUGGCGGCUUCUUCAACGCCGGCCAGGUGUGUGUUGCGAGCAAGCGGAUCUAUGUGCAUGAGAGUAUCUAUGACAAGUUUCUGGACAGGUUGGUACAAGAAGUGGAGGCGCGGUUUGGGAUUCAGGAGGACGGGUUUGCGCCCAGUGUGUUUGGGCCGGUGGAUAACCGCGUGCAGUACGAGGUGGUGAAGGGCAUUAUCGAGGACUGUAGGAGCAAGGGGUAUAAAAUUGUUACGGGUGGCAAGACGGAGGAGGUUAAGGACAAGAAGGGGUUCUGGUUGUCACCGACAAUCGUGUCCAGGCCGCCAGAGGAGUCGUUGCUGGUGCAGGAGGAGCAAUUCGGGCCCGUCCUACCCAUCCUCUCCUGGUCCGAUGAAGACGAUGUCAUCAAGCGGUCUAACCUCGCCAACGCCGGUCUCGGCGCAUCAGUCUACUCAUCGGAUUUGGCGCGGGCUGAGCGCAUCGCGCGCCGGCUUGAGGCGGGUGGCGUCUGGAUCAACCAGUUUGAGAGGCCCAACUUUGGGGCCUACUUCUCGGGCAUCAAGGACAGCGGGUUCGGUGGCGAGAUGGGCAAGCAGGGCUUGCUCUCGUAUGCCUACACCAAGUGUUUGCAUUUCCCGAAGUGAAGUUGUUGGGGGGUGGGUGAUGGGCUUGGGAACGUGAUGUGGCGUUGAUAAGGUGUCAUUUGUUGUGUGUGGGAUGGAUAUCGUAUCAGGCCCAUGAACAAAGGACUGACGAUUCUGUGUGCCGAAUAUCCAGACAGCAGUCGUGGCGGUGACGAGAGGCUCUGGAAAUACGAUUGGAUACCACUGAUAUCGCUGAUCCCACACAAAUGCAGAAAGGCUCGGACGGAAGACAAAGCAACGGCACAUUGAAGUGAAAUGGCGCGUUGGCAGGCCCAACAGGGUUUUAUAGGCCAGGUUGAAUACGAGGUCAUCGGGCAGUCGGCUGAGAACCAGCUCCUAUCAGCAUCGAGCAACUGCAAGCCACAACCAGCUUCAGGGUUCUUGGCUUCGUGUGACAUCAACUGCCAAGGGCACAGUGACGCCGCAAGGUAUAAGCUGGAGGAUCUUCCUACCGCUACAUUAAAGAUAUAA
This is a messenger RNA of Chaetomium fimeti, 2088 nucleotides long. RefSeq names its product aldehyde dehydrogenase. Gene Ontology annotation, molecular function: aldehyde dehydrogenase (NAD+) activity. NCBI's taxonomy places the organism in Eukaryota, Fungi, Ascomycota, Sordariomycetes, Sordariales, Chaetomiaceae. Bases 196 to 1617 code for a protein of 473 amino acids. The record is from RefSeq and is a predicted model, not a curated record. The transcript has 2 exons.